CCUCUUCCGAAGCUCAUUGGAGGACGCGGGAACGCGCAACAGAAGGCAGAAGCCCGCACUUGAGGCUCACGGGGCCUCUGGGCAGGCGGAGCUGGGAGGCCGUCUCCCGCCUAUGGGUGGGCGGGGACGCUGGGCUUGGGGCUCCUCCCCGUGCGCCGACUGGGCGGGCUCGCUUCCCGGCGGUCGUUUUGGGCCUCCCUUUUUCUUCCGACACGCAGCGCAGCGGCAGCAUCACCACCACCACCACCACCCCUUUUCCUCCCUAAGUUGCCCGGCGCCAGUGUCGUCCCCUCUCCCGGGCUUGCCUGCCCGCCAGCCCUGAGGCCUGGCCGGCGCGGAGGGCAGAAGGAAGGAAGCGGGCUGUCGUGUGUGUGGUGAGGGCCGGAGCGGCCGGCGGGGAGAUGAACACCGUGCUGACCCGCGCCAACUCGCUCUUCGCCUUCUCGCUGAGCGUGAUGGCGGCGCUCACCUUCGGCUGCUUCAUCACCACCGCUUUCAAGGAGCGCACCGUGCCCGUCAGCAUCGCCGUCUCCCGUGUCAUGCUAAAAAAUGUAGAAGAUUUCACUGGACCUGGAGAAAGAAGUGACCUUGGAAUCAUUACUUUUGACAUUAUUGCAGAUCUGAAUAGUAUAUUUGACUGGAAUGUUAAACAGUUAUUUCUGUAUUUAUCGGCGGAAUACUCAACAAAGAACAAUGCUUUGAACCAGGUAGUUCUCUGGGAUAAGAUCAUUUUGAGAGGAGAUAAUCCCAAACUGCUGUUAAAAGACAUGAAAUCAAAAUAUUUUUUCUUUGAUGAUGGAAAUGGUCUCAAGGGCAACAGAAAUGUCACUCUGACGCUCUCGUGGAAUGUUGUACCAAAUGCAGGCAUCCUACCUCUUGUGACAGGAGCGGGACAUGUAUCUGUUCCAUUCCCAGAUACUUACAAAAUUGCAAAAAGCUAUUAAAUUAUUAUGCUGAA
Molecule: messenger RNA, 958 nt
Organism: Hemicordylus capensis (graceful crag lizard)
Lineage: Eukaryota; Metazoa; Chordata; Lepidosauria; Squamata; Cordylidae
Gene: SPCS3
Product: signal peptidase complex subunit 3
Exons: 5
Coding region: 402-944 (180 amino acids)
Biological process (GO): protein targeting to ER
Cellular component (GO): membrane; signal peptidase complex
Source: RefSeq, a predicted model, not a curated record